Helobdella robusta is the source of this 588-nucleotide messenger RNA. RefSeq lists its product as hypothetical. NCBI's taxonomy places the organism in Eukaryota, Metazoa, Annelida, Clitellata, Rhynchobdellida, Glossiphoniidae. The record is from RefSeq and is a predicted model, not a curated record. The coding region runs from base 1 to 588 and encodes 195 amino acids. The transcript has 2 exons.
AUGACCGCCCAACUGAAGCACCACCACCACAAACACAGCAGCCGCAAUUUCAUGAACAACAGCGUGUUUAUCAAAAUUUACUUUCAUUUCAACAACCAACAGCAGCAGCAACAACAACCAGCAACAGAGGCACUACUCUUAUCGCCUGAUAGAGUGUCUGAUCGCAUAGUUGAUGCCUGCAACAACAAAACCAUGCACACUCAUGACGAUAAGGCUGGUCACCAAGGUGAUGAUUAUUCUGACGAUGGUGUGGAUAUCACCUCGGAUGAAGGUGAUAACGAACCUGGUGACAAUGAUUCACGAGUUAACCAGAGCAAUGUUGGAAGACGCACUACCGUAAAGAAAAAAACUGCUACUCAGUAUUGUAGCGAAAACAAGAUGAUCAAACGUGACAAAAUAGUCAAAUCCAAAAAAGAUUCUCGUAAAAUGAAAGAAAGUGUUCAAAAUGUUAAAAAUAGUUCCCACCAUCUCAUUUUGGCUUUCUUCGGCUUCAUUGUGCUGCUCAACUCGCUGGCUAUCACAGCAUUCUGGAGUUGGAAAACACCAGCUGAUAAUCGGAGCAAUGAUGAUCAGUGGCUCUGGUGGUGA